Vitrella brassicaformis is the source of this 742-nucleotide messenger RNA. The record is from the annotation of a GenBank genome assembly. Lineage: Eukaryota; Vitrellaceae.
GUCGAUUUGGGAGCUGCAUCGACACAGCCGGUCCCAUCGAGACUGUCUGCAACGAAAGGCGACGACCUGCGGGACCGAUGUCAUCCCAGGAGGCGGCCGGGCGGUACUGUUCUGAUCCUCCUCCUGGUGUGUCGCUGCACGAGUUCCAUCACGCUUAUCGGGCCACGUACAGAGACGAGGACGGGUACCGCGAGAAGUCGUUUUCAAUCAACAAGUACGGUGCUGAGGAGGCCCUGCGGCUGGCGAUGGAGGCUCGACAGGCAUACACGAGGGGGACUGUGCUGGUCACCAGCGUCAGAACGGGAAAGGUGACCGCAUACGAAAGCUUCACGGCAGUCGCGCGUGCUCACGGCACCAGUAAGCAGACCAACCAAUCCGACACCUAAACACGGACACGCACUGCACUGUUUCGUGUUGUGCGUGUGUGUGUGUGCAGAUCGGAACACCGUGAGUAUCAUGGCCAACAAAGGGCCCAAAUGGGAGCACUACGUCAGGACGCUCGGUGUGACGGUCCUCCGCGUGGAAUGAACGAGGCGGAGCGGAGAGAGGGCACAUUUGACUGCUUGUCUCUCUCUGACUGCACUACUCGCGAUGGUGUGUGGUAGAUGUGUAAGGUUGUGUGCUUAUCUGUGUCUUGUGUGUGAAUGAAGCAUGUGAUUUGUUUAGUGGGCGAGGCAGACAGGUAGCAUAGCAUGCGUGUGUCGUGUCAGGCAGGCUGGGCCGGCCCGCAGGUGUGUGUCCC